Messenger RNA from Strongylus vulgaris, 434 nucleotides. The record is from the annotation of a GenBank genome assembly. NCBI's taxonomy places the organism in Eukaryota, Metazoa, Nematoda, Chromadorea, Rhabditida, Strongylidae.
CAUAAAGACCUUGUUUAUGCCGUUGCAUGGUCUCACGAUGGAGAGACUUUUGCCUCAGGCAGUGCAGAUAGGUCAGUGAUUUUAUGGACAGAACAACAUGAAGGCACAUUGAAGUACAGGUACAGUACCCAAAAUUGUUGGUUAUCGCUUCACAAUGGAUUCUUUUUUUCUAGCCAUUCAGACGCUAUCCAAUGUCUGGCGUUUUCACCAGUAACCUCAAUUCUUUUGAGUUGUGCAAUGGGAGAUUUUGGAUUAUGGUCAUCGGAUGAGAAAAAUGUGCAAAAGCAACGAAUCAAUGGCAGAUGCUCCUCAUGUGCAUGGAAUCGUGAUGGAUCGCUUUUUGCCAUAGGAACACACGACGGAUUUGUACACAUUAAGAAAGCUGGCAAUAUCGUACGUUUGCCACUGCCUUACCCUUUGUUGUCGUACUAAAG